AUGCGUUUCUUCCUUGCUAUCUCGACUCUUCUGGCUGUUGCCACUGCAGCCCCUGCCUCGACUGCACAGAACCUUCAGGACGUUCACAAUAACGCCGCUGCUUUCACCGAGGCAAAGAAGGCCGCCGGAUGUGACUGGCUCGCCUGUGUUUCCUCUCUUGCUGGGGAGAGCGCUGCAUGUGCAGCCGCCGCCGCCGAGCUCGGUGCUAACCCCAUUGCCGAUGCCGCUUGUAUCGCGUCUGUCGGUACCUCUACUGCUUCCUGCAAGAAGUGUGGCUAA
Aspergillus caelatus is the source of this 279-nucleotide messenger RNA. RefSeq names its product fungal calcium binding protein-domain-containing protein. The coding region runs from base 1 to 279 and encodes 92 amino acids. The record is from RefSeq and is a predicted model, not a curated record. The transcript has 4 exons. NCBI's taxonomy places the organism in Eukaryota, Fungi, Ascomycota, Eurotiomycetes, Eurotiales, Aspergillaceae.